Molecule: messenger RNA, 2716 nt
Organism: Sphaeroforma arctica JP610
Lineage: Eukaryota; Ichthyosporea; Ichthyophonida
Exons: 13
Coding region: 1-2256 (751 amino acids)
Cellular component (GO): nucleus
Molecular function (GO): RNA polymerase binding; transcription coregulator activity
Source: RefSeq, a predicted model, not a curated record
AUGAAAAAGGUCUGGGAGACGUACGAGGACAAUGGAAAGCCCUACUACUACAAUGUGGUUUCGAAACAGUCAGUCUGGGAUGUGCCAGCGGAUCUGGCGACUGCCUUCAUCCCGGCAACCGGAAGCGACCCAGCUGAUGCACCACCAGGCGUCCAGCAAACACAGCCACAACCAAUACAAAGGCAACUGCAACAAGAGUUGCCGCAUGGAACCCCGGCGGGGCUGUCACAGAGUCAACUGCCGGGAAUGGUUGGCGGCCCACCAAAUAUGAAUAACCAGAUAAGUGCGGUGAAUGGUGUGCCGCAGAAACAAGCCCCAGCGCAGCUGUACAUGCAGCAAGGCCAACCUAUGCUAUAUUCAAAAGCAGACCCACAUCUGCAAGCACAGCCACAGACCUAUUCAAAUACAUCAGCUCAGCCACAGACAUCGCAGGGGGUAAGCGGCCCCCAGAGCAAUGCAGAGGCUAUUCGUGUUGAAAAUGACGUUACUCAUAUCCAAAUUACAACCAAGACAACAACCGAGUUUACUACUGCGACCGAAGGGGAAGACAAGAAAUCAGUCAAGAAUGACAAACCCGUAGGCAAAGUGAAGCUCACAGACUCGGAGUGGAUGGUCAUCAUUACUGCCAGCGGGCGUAAGUUUUACAACAACGGUACACAAUCCAUCUGGGAGUUGCCUAUGGAGUUAGAUCUCAUGGGCUACGACGGCGAUAAAAUCGACGAGAUAUGCAAGCAAUACAUGAGGGACAAGGAGAGCAGGAAACGGAGUUCAAGCAAACGCACCCAUUCGGAUCAGCCAGAGCAGGACGCCAAGAAGCCGAAGACCGUAGGAAGUAUAGAUCCGUAUGGGCACGUCGCUGUAAUACCGGGAGUUAUCUCAGAUGAUGACUCAUCGGACCACUACGACAAUCUGCCUGAGGAUCAGAAGGAGAAACACUUUAAACAGAUGCUCGAGGAGUCAUCGAUCACAGCAUUUGAUUCGUUCGAUGUGGUCAAAACACGACUCAUGCUGGACAAGAGGUGGAAUCUGGUCAAACCAAAGGAGAAGCGUAUCUUGUUUGAUGUUCAUGUGCGCAAUCUAAACAAAAGAGACAGGAAGCCUGCGCUGCAACCUAAGGACCAUUUCAUGGCCUUGUUGAAGGAGAAAAAGGUAUCUGCGAAUACGGAUUGGUACAAGUUUGCUGCUAGAUACAGAAAGGACCAUCGGUUCAAAAAUUAUGGAACCGACAAGGAUCGAGUCGACAUGUUUCAAGCUUACAAACUCGCGUUGGACGAAGAGGUUCCUGAUGUUGCUAAUCAAAAGCAUGCGAUAGAAAAUUCGCAUAAGCACACACACUCGCCGAGCCCCUCACACAAUGGCGUGGGCGGUGGCCAUAGUCAUUCUGAUCGGGAAGAAGGUUUCAGGCAGCUACUUCUCGACAAGGGAAAAGUAGAUUCGUAUACUAGUUAUAGAGAUGUAAAGAGUCGCAUCCGCUCCGACGACAGAUAUGAUGCAAUGGGAUCGGCGAGUGGCAGAGAGAGACUAUUCGACGAGUUGCGUGAUUCGAUACGAAGGAAGGAUAAAGAAUAUCUCGGACGAGAGGCGAUAAAGAAGCGAGAAAAAGAAGGAGCGAGCCAGAAAUCAGAAAUGGAAGCGAAAACUAAUAAGGAACGAUCCACAUACAAGCAAGAGGAGGGCCAGGCUGUGUUCACCGCACUAUUGCUCCAUGUGGUGAAGAAUGCUAUGUCAUGGCGAGUGGCCAAAGAGGAUCUGAGAAACGACAGCAGGUGGAGGGAUUGUGGACUAUCCGCAGAUGAGAAGGAAGCACUUUUCAGAGAGCACACGCGCAAGCUUGACGACAAGGCUGCAGCAAGAUACCACAACCUCAUUGAAUCUUAUCUCAACUUGAAGCUUGAUACCCCGUUCGAAGAAGUGGCGAAGCAUAUUGAAGGCGAUCCUCGAUAUGAAAGAUUCAGAAGUGAGGAUAAGGACGAGCGCAAGAAUGAAUUCGAGCGAUAUAUGGUACAAAAGAAGAAAAUGGCUCUUAAAGACUUCAAGAAUUUGCUGCUCGAGACCAAACAAAUAAAUUACAAGACGCAAAGCGAAAUUCUACAGAACCCUGGAGUGGUGGAGCACAUCAAAUCCAUACUUAAGCAAGAUAAGCGUUACAUAGAUUUAGACUGCUUCCGAGAGGAGCGCUACACUAUGAUGAACGAACAUAUAACGGACAUGGCACAGAGAGGCGAGCCAAGGCCAGUCACCGCCUCUGUGCGAUGACGAGACUCAUAUUAAUAACAGAAAAGAAAAGACGUACAAAGUUUAUUACGCCGGCGGAGGAGUUACCGUAGCUCAUUAGUGCCCAGGUUUGGUUCAGAUGUGUUGUCGAAAAUGGUAGCUCACCAUGUGGUGCAAGAACAGUUGUCGCGCUGAGGAGGUUAGGCAGGCCAUAUGUGUCAAGUUGAAACUCGCCAGUCGAAAUAUGGGUCUAUGAGAACUAUCUGCAAACACCGCGUAUGCUUGUGACGUGCAUAUACUACGGUAUUGUCAUGUGAUGGACCACAAAGCUGUGCUGAAUUCUGACGUGGGAUUCGGUUUGCAAUACUACACCGUAACGUAUAGAAGGCCUGAGGGUACGAACUGUGGAAGUGCCGUGUUGCAAGACAAGCACUACCAGUGGGCCGGAGCAACCUCUUUUGUAUUUUUAGGAUGCAAAAAUAAAUCAUGCCGGAAAACUGCA